UUCUUGGAGGAGGUUAGAUAUCUGGGCGUUAUUCUUGACAGAAAGUUAACUUGGCGGCGCAAUAUAGAAGAGCGCUGCAAGAAAGCUAUAACUGCUAUGUAUGCCUGUAAAUCGGCGAUUGGGAAAAAUGGGGAUUGAAGCCUCAUAUUGUGAACUGGAUGUACACAGCGGUUGUGCGUCCCAUUCUAUUCUACGGCAUAACGGUUUGGUGGCCGUCCGUAGAUAAAUCUACAAUAAGAAACAAAUUAACAGCGGUCCAAAGGGUGGCGUGCAUGAUGAUCACGGGAGCGUUACCAUCGACGCCGACUAAAGCCCUAGAGACCUUGCUUCACUUGCUACCUGUGGACCUAUAUGGUAAACUACAGGCAAGCUGUAAUGCUAUUAGAUUAAAUGCGCUAAUCAAAUGGAGUGACACGAGGUUUGGGCACUCUAGAAUCUUGGAAAAUCUUCCAGAUGACUUUAGGCGCCUGGACUACACAGUCCCGUCUACGGGACUAAAGAAUUAUUUCCGGACAAGGAUCCCCUCAAGGGAAGAAUGGGAGGAGGAUUCGGUCCUGAUAUCGUAUUCUGACUCAACAGCCAUCUACACUGAUGGCUCCAAGUUGGAUCUGAAGGUAGGAAGUGGGGUAUACUCGCAAGAACUCUCACUUAGCCUCAGCUUCCGUCUGCCAGAUCUAUGCAGCGUUUUUCAGGCUGAACUAACAGCAAUAAAUGAAGCUGCAAGUUGGCUUAUCGAUUCUCUAAUUAAUCUGAAGGCGGUAACAAUCUUAUCUGACAGCUAA
Molecule: messenger RNA, 782 nt
Organism: Rhagoletis zephyria (snowberry fruit fly)
Lineage: Eukaryota; Metazoa; Arthropoda; Insecta; Diptera; Tephritidae
Molecular function (GO): nucleic acid binding; RNA-DNA hybrid ribonuclease activity
Source: RefSeq, a predicted model, not a curated record